Molecule: messenger RNA, 1118 nt
Organism: Tigriopus californicus
Lineage: Eukaryota; Metazoa; Arthropoda; Copepoda; Harpacticoida; Harpacticidae
Product: oxidoreductase HTATIP2-like
Exons: 3
Coding region: 347-997 (216 amino acids)
Biological process (GO): import into nucleus
Cellular component (GO): cytoplasm
Molecular function (GO): NAD binding; oxidoreductase activity, acting on the aldehyde or oxo group of donors, NAD or NADP as acceptor
Source: RefSeq, a predicted model, not a curated record
UACUCCUGGCCUCUGGGGCUAAUUUUCCAUAGAAUGUAAUGAAAAAGGUUUAGAAUCUGCAUAAACUUAUUCCUGGUCAAGCUUGAUAUUGACAUGAAAUUUUAAUCCUUUUACCUUUGCCUUUGCCCAAGAGCCUUAGUAUUUGCCUUGAUCAUUUAUCAAAAGAAGAUAGGUCCUUGUGUACGUAUUGAAAGCCAUCCUCCUGGUCGCGUUGUUACAUGACAAUCCAGCAGUCAGGACUGUCAUGCGUGAGUCGAGGACAAGAACGUUCUAAAGCGAGAAAAGUCAAAAACCUUAAUUAAGCAGAUCUAUCCCGGCCAGAUUGCAACAAGUUUCAAGUGUUGCAAUGUCGUUGAAGAAUGCACUUUUGGUGGGAGCCUCGGGUGAGACCGGCCAAGAGGUCCUCAAACAACUCCAGCUCUCGCCUCAAUUCGCCAAAAUCAUCCUCAUCGGUCGACGGAACCUGGACUUGAGUGAUGCCAGCAAGGUGGAGCAAAGGGUCAUUGACUUUGACGACAUCGACAGCCACAGCGAGGCCUUUCAAGGGGCGGAUAUCGGUUUCUGUUGCUUGGGGACUACCCGGGGCAAGGCGGGCAAGGAAGGAUUUAUCAAAGUGGAUCGUGAUUACGUGUUGAACUCGGCCCAGAAGGCUUUGGCGGGUGGAUGUCGAGAUUUUCAUUUGGUCUCUUCUCAGGGAGCCAAUGCCAGUUCCAUGUUCCUGUAUACUCAAAUCAAAGGCCAAGUGGAUGAAGCCCUCCAAGGUAUAGAUUUCCACCGGGUGUCCAUCUAUCGACCGGGGCUACUUAUGUGCGAUCGAACCGAAUCCCGAUGGGGUGAGCGAAUCGCUCGAAGCAUCUCCUCGGUGGUGGAUAAAUCUCAUCGAUUCUCGAUCCCCACGACGGUCUUGGCGCAAGCUAUUGUCGCUAACAGCCUUCAUCCGAUUGAUCAAAAAUCUGAGAUUCUCGAGCACGCCGACAUCACCAAAAAGGCCAAGUGAGGACAGAUAUGCAGGGUAUAAUUGGAUGUCUAGGACUUAAAUAUGUUUCAUCUUUAUGAUCUAUGUAUCUAUGUAUUAUUAGUAAUAAACAGAAUGCCCAUUUUUUAAGGAAAAGAAAAAA